Messenger RNA from Nasonia vitripennis (jewel wasp), 4140 nucleotides. RefSeq lists its product as uncharacterized. The transcript is spliced from 12 exons. Lineage: Eukaryota; Metazoa; Arthropoda; Insecta; Hymenoptera; Pteromalidae. The record is from RefSeq and is a predicted model, not a curated record. Bases 134 to 1897 code for a protein of 587 amino acids.
CAGAUUAGCACCCAGUGAAAUACUCUCGAUUCUCAACGAUGACUGACACCGACCCCCCCAGUCAUAGUUUUAUGGAGUGCAUUUUUUCUAGUGCAGUUUCAUGUAUUUUUUCUGUUAAAAAUAUAUUGCAGUCAUGAGUAUACAAAGUUCAGAUGAAUUGGUUGAGUAUGUGAGGAGAAGGAUGCUCUGGAUGAAAAAUGAAGUCAAGCUACGGGAGCAUGAGAGGCUGAAGCAAAAGAUGAUUGAAGAGUACGAGAGAAAAAGAGCUGAGGAGCUGGAGCUGAAUCGCAAGCGAAAAUCACCAUGUAGGUAUGAAAACAGAAGUUCUAGCAGGUUUGGAGGGACCCAUCAUCAUAGUCAAACCAAGCACAUGAGCAGCAGAUCUCAAGUCAUGCCAGAAAUACUUAAUUCAUCGGAAGGAAACAAAUCUAUUUUCAAUGGACCAGAAGAAGCUCCAAAAUUCAAUGAGCCCGCAAUUGUAGUAACAAAGCACAGAAAAAUUACCGCAUCUGGAUCUGAAACUAACGAGAUUCGAAGAAAUAUUGUGAAUCAUGAGGAAAUAACCUUAAAACGAAGACAUGAAGAAGGAUCUAAGCCUAUAUUUGAUCGGGAGGAAAUAAAACAGUUUGAAUCUAAGUCAAUCGAAGAACAUCGGACAAUUCGAGAUGUUAGAAAAAACAAUUUAGUGGAAAAAUCAUCAUCAUAUACCAAACGCCGAUCUGUGUCGUUAAGUCCUCGCCGGCAUCGAAGUCCUAGUCCUCGUGCUGACUCUAAUACAUAUACUCACCGGUCGAGACUUAAUUCAUCGGAAGGAAACAAAUCUAUUUUCAAUGGACCAGAAGAAGCUCCAAAAUUCAAUGAGCCCGCAAUUGUAGUAACAAAGCACAGAAAAAUUACCGCAUCUGGAUCUGAAACUAACGAGAUUCGAAGAAAUAUUGUGAAUCAUGAGGAAAUAACCUUGAAACGAAGACAUGAAGAAGGAUCUAAGCCUAUAUUUGAUCGGGAGGAAAUAAAACAGUUUGAAUCUAAGUCAAUCGAAGAACAUCGGACAAUUCGAGAUGUUAGAAAAAACAAUUUAGUGGAAAAAUCAUCAUCAUAUACCAAACGCCGAUCUGUGUCGUUAAGUCCUCGCCGGCAUCGAAGUCCUAGUCCUCGUGCUGACUCUAAUACAUAUACUCACCGGUCAAGACAUAAUUCAUCGGAAGGAAACAAAUCUAUUUUCAAUGGACCAGAAGAAGCUCCAAAAUUCAAUGAGCCCGCAAUUGUAGUAACAAUCCACAGGAAAAUUACCGCAUCUGGAUCUGAAACUAACGAGAUUCGAAGAAAUAUUGUGAAUCAUGAGGAAAUAACCUUGAAACGAAGACAUGAAGAAGGAUCUAAGCCUAUAUUUGAUCGGGAGGAAAUAAAACAGUUUGAAUCUAAGUCAAUCGAACAACAUCGGACAAUUCGAGAUGUUAGAAAAAACAAUUUAGUGGAAAAAUCAUCAUCAUAUACCAAACGCCGAUCUGUGUCGUUAAGUCCUCGCCGGCAUCGAAGUCCUAGUCCUCGUGCUGACUCUAAUACAUAUACUCACCGGUCGAGAUCCAGUAGAAGCGACGAGGAAUACAAAUAUCACGUCCGAUCAGAAGACCGUACUCAUGGAAGACGAGAUAGAAGAGAUUCCUUUAGGGAACGAAUACUACUUCCUGCCCAAUACGUCGAACUCGUAGAAACCCCCAUUUACAGUCCGGGAUUCGCUCCAAGACCAAUGUUAGCAGAGGCCGCCCACUCAUGGGUCCAUCACCUCGUCCGCCCUUCCCGCCGCCACAAUUCGCAGGACCACAGGAGAUUGUACUGGAAUGUGCUACCCGAUCCACGCAAGUCCUUUUCUUUAAAUAGAGAAGCAGUUCAGCUUUGAUUGUAAAGCGAUGGUAAUGAAAUUCAAAUAAUCAACGCACGUUUUUUUUCAUUCUGUAACAGGCUUUGGUGGACAACGUGGACGACGGAUGUUUUAAACCAAAUCACGCUGUGGAUAUUUCAGUCGACAUUAAACUGAAAACCCACAUGUAAACUCAAAAUUUUUAUACAUCGAGAAACACAUCCGAGGCCAACUAAAGGAAAUGUACUAUAAAAUAUUACAACACAAAUGCGAGUUAGAAGUAUUUAUAAACGAAAUCGCUAUAGCCACAAUCUCGCCCGAGGAAUUCGGAUACAGGUUAAUGGAAUCAAACGGUUACAUAGGCGUAAUAGCAGGAGAAACCGUACACUUAUUGAAAUGUUUGCGCGUAGAAGUGCGAAUAAGAAACACAACUAAAUACUACGACUAAUUACCAGUGCAACGAGAAGAAGAACAACUAUUCUUAACACCAAGAACAAGAUUAUUAGUAAGAACCGGCACGCAAAUAACGUGCGGCACUAGAAUGCCAGCGAUGUUCCAAAUCGGUAGCCUCUAGUACAAAAUGCUACGGAUGGCAGUAGUUGCAGAAGCACCAGAAACACUGAAGCCACAAACCAAACCAACAUGGAAAUAUAUGUGCCCCGAAACCCUAACCAUAGGAGGGAUAUACGGAGAACAAGAUCUAAACCGACUUCGAGAUAUGAUAUUUUUUCCAAUAAAGAAACCAGACUCCAAUAGAGUUUUACAGUACUAAAGAAAGUCGCACAAGGAAUAACCGGGCGAAAAGAUAAUCAAGAAGGAAUUGCCAUUACGAACUUAUUCGACGAACGAGCACUAGCCGACAUUGCAGAAGAUACAUGGGCAAAAAUGUGGUCAAGCUUUUUAACGUUUGGAACCGCAAACGCAGGAAUACUAGGAGUAGUAUUAAUUGGGAGGAUGAUAAAACUAUUGGUGGGCACAAUAAUACAUGGAUACGCGAUCUACAGCCUAUAUGGAUUCUCUAUACAUCUAGUAGGAGCCAUAUGGAAUUUAGUAACCCAAUUAGUGCUACAUUUUGGACAGCAAAAAAAGAACUAAGAGUACAUUGAGAAACCAACUGAGACCGACGAGAACCCGAAUGAAGGGAAAGAAUUAAUAGGAAAAAGAGAAUAUAAACCCGGAACGGCACCUGUACCUAAGGAAAGACCGUACACGCCAAUCUACCCCAGACCAGAUUCGGUAUAACAAGCAAAAAAAAAUCAACACACAUUUCGCAAUAUAAAUAAACAAACACAAAAAAUGCAAAGAACAAAGAUUUAUUUUUCACUUUUUUUAGACAUUUUUUUUUUACUUUAUUCACAACAAUAUACACAAAAACAUUCAGGAGGUCGUUGCCUAGUAAGGAAUGAGGCACAGCGGCUGUAAAACAAAAAAAAACAAUUAGAAAAGGAAAAUUAGAGAAAGUAAAAAAAGAGAAAAAUCAAAAAUUAAAAAAAAAAAUAAAAAACUUACGCCAUACCUUCCCAGCGCAUCAUAAUAGGAGGAGUACCCAAAAGAUUUUGACAAUGUGAACAUGAGAGAGAAGAAAAUUCCGGCUCCCACCUUUCAUAGUGACAAGGCACGAAACGAUCCCGAUAAUCAAUAGAAGAAUAACGUAAAAUUGUUUCGUUUUUAUGUGAUUUUGAAAUUAUCCGAAGCCCCCACCACUCCCCCACCAAAUUAUUGCUAUUAACUUACUACAAAUGUAUCAAGUUUAAAAUGUGUUAAUGUUUAAAGUUUAAAAUUUUCUAUAAACAUAAUGCUCUCAAAAUGCUCUCUGCGUUAUCGAGCUUGAGACCGUCAUAUUUUUACUAUGUUAUUAAAUAGUCAAAUAUUAUACACAUUAAAUGAGUCUAAGGAACUUAAUGUAAAACUUGAAGAGUAUAAUUAUCCAUUGAAUAAUUAUAUUAAUUUAACAAGAAGUAUACUAGAUAUCCAACAAAAGACAGUUUUCCACAGUACCCAAGGGGUACUGUCAGCACAUUAUAUUAAUUAUAAUACAAUAUACAUUAGGCGCGUUGAUAUUUUUUUUUUUUUUUUUUUUUUUAAUUAUAUUAUUCAAACUUACGCGGUAAAUUUUGGCUUUACUUAAGGGUUGGCGCAUGCGCAGUCCACUAUAUACUCUCCUUUACAUCCAUAAUAUAUAGGAAGAAAUUAUACAGUUUAUAUAAUUCUUUUAAUUUAUAUAUACUUUUUACAAUUACAAAACACAGGGCAUAAAAACUUUAUGUAUGGAUGUUGUAUUU